Homarus americanus (American lobster) is the source of this 4123-nucleotide messenger RNA. It is a transcript of the gene msk, whose product is annotated as importin-7-like. The transcript is spliced from 22 exons. The coding region runs from base 107 to 3265 and encodes 1052 amino acids. Gene Ontology annotation, biological process: protein import into nucleus. Gene Ontology annotation, molecular function: small GTPase binding. The record is from RefSeq and is a predicted model, not a curated record. Gene Ontology annotation, cellular component: cytosol; nuclear envelope. Lineage: Eukaryota; Metazoa; Arthropoda; Malacostraca; Decapoda; Nephropidae.
GUGACACUAGACAGGAGCGCGCCAUAACCCGGGAGAGUCACGUGGGCCGCGCUACACUACCAUCAACCACCUUAUUGUCGCCUCUACCCUGGAUAUCACCUAAGACAUGGAUUCCAGGAAGAUAAUAGAUAUACUAAGGGGUACUAUAGACCCAAAUUUGAGGCAGCAGGCGGAGGAGGAACUGACACAGAUGAAAAAGAUCAUUGGGUUUACACCAGCCCUUCUUCAAGUAGUAAUGAUGGGAGAAUUGGACAUGCCUGUACGUCAAGCAGGUGUAAUCUAUUUAAAGAACAUGGUUUCACAAUAUUGGAAAGAUGCAGAGUAUGAAGGUGGUGAACCCAUACCGUUUCAUAUACAUGAACAAGAUCGUGCCAUGAUACGGGAUGCCAUAGUAGAUGCAGUGGUUCAUGCCCCAGACUUAGUAAGAGUGCAGCUAGCAGUAUGUACAUAUCAGAUGGUGAAACAUGACUUCCCAGGCAGAUGGACGACUAUUGUUGACAAGAUCAGUAUAUACCUUCAGAACCCAGACACAAGUUUAUGGAAUGGCGGUCUUCUCUGUCUUUAUCAACUUGUUAAAAAUUUCGAAUACAAAAAGAAGGAAGAUCGAGGUCCACUUCAUGAGGCAAUGAGACUGCUGCUACCGAUGUGCUAUGAACGGAUGGUGCACCUUCUGCCAGAUCCAUCUGAGCAUUCCACACUAUUACAAAAACUUAUUCUCAAGAUAUUUUAUGCUUUUACACAGUACCACCUACCUCUCGAGUUAUUGAGUCGUGAACAAUUUACGGAAUGGAUGGAAGUUAUACGACAAGUGGCAGAUCGUCCUGUACCUGACCAGACUCUGCAGGUAGACGAGGAAGAGAGGCCAGAUUUACCAUGGUGGAAAAUUAAGAAAUGGGCACUUCAUAUCCUUGCUAGAAUAUUUGAAAGAUAUGGUUGUCCCAGUACAGUGGUUAAAGAGUACAAACAGUUUGCAGAUUGGUUUAUUAAAACUUUUACACAAGGCAUCCUCCAAGUGCUGAUGAAGAUCCUCGACUUAUAUCGUAAUAAGAUUUAUAUUUCACCUCGGGUCCUGCAACAAACUCUUAAUUACUUGGAACAAGGAGUGGGCCAGUCUAUAGCAUGGAAGUUGCUCAAGCCUCAUAUGUUACCAGUAAUUCAAGACGUCCUCUUCCCCCUUAUGUGUUAUUCAGACUCGGAUCAAGAACUUUGGAAUUCAGACCCAUAUGAAUACGUUCGAGUCAAAUUUGAUAUUUAUGAGGACCUGGUGUCACCAGUGACAGCAGCCCAGGCACUUCUUUUGUCGACAGUACGCAAACGGAAGGAAAUGUUAGAGAAGACAAUGGUGUUCCUGAUGCAAGUGUUAACUGCACCUAAUGUUGACCCACGGCACAAGGAUGGCGUCAUGCACAUGAUUGGCACAAUGGGAGGUGUGCUGCUCAAGAAGAAGAUCUAUAAAGAUCAGAUGGAAACCAUGAUUGCCCAAUAUGUCUUCCCAGAGUUUCAGAGUCCAUAUGGCUUCAUGAGGGCACGUGCUUGUUGGAUUCUACAAAACUUUGAUGAGAUUAAGUUUAAAUCGGACCAGAACAUCGUGGCAGCGAUGAAUUGUAUACAAAAUGCCUUACUGAAUGACCAUGAUCUACCAGUGAAGGUAGAGGCAGCCAUGGCACUCUCUGCAUUCCUGGCUUCACAGAACAAGGCUGAGAAGAUUGUGGAACCUAAUAUUCGACCAAUUGUUCAAGAACUACUGAAGGUCAUAAAAGAAACCGAGAAUGAUGAUCUAACCAAUGUGAUGUGCAAGAUUGUCACCACGUACACUGAUCAAUUGACUCCAAUUGCUGUAGAAAUGUGUACCCAGUUGGCAGCAACCUUCCAACAGGUGGUUGAUGCUGAAGAUGGAGCAGAUGAGAAGGCCAUAACUGCAAUGGGUUUGCUGAGCACAAUUGAAACUUUGAUUAACUGUAUGGAGGAGAAUCCCAAGAUCAUGGAACAAAUAGAGCCCAUCACACUACAGGUUGUUGGCCUUAUACUCACCAAAAAUGUAAUGGAGUUUUAUGAAGAGGCACUUGCACUCAUCUACAGUCUCACGAGCACACGGAUAUCUCCUGACCUUUGGCAGUGCUUUGAGAUGAUGUAUCAGAUGUUCCGGAAUGAUGGCUUUGACUACUUCACGGAGAUGAUGCCGGCCCUGCAUAAUUAUAUAACAGUUGACCCAGAGGCAUUCUUAAGUAAUGAGGCUCAUCUUGUUGCUGUGUAUGAAAUGUGCAAGACCAUAUUAACACAGGAUUGUUCAGAAGAUGAUGAGUGUCAUGCUGCCAAGCUGCUCGAAGUGGUGGUUUUACAGUGCCAGGGACGCAUCAACCAGUGCCUGGGAUCUAUCAUUCAGCUGGUAGUAGAGAGGCUGCUGCGAGAGGUCAAAACUACAGAGUUGCGCACAAUGUUGUUACAGGUGGUGAUAGCGACGUUGUAUACUGCACCAGACCCCCUGUUGCAGGUGCUCGAGUCUACAACUUUACCCAACACAACGACAACUCUUACAUCACACUUCAUUAAGCAGUGGAUUCAUGACACCGACUGCUUCCUUGGACUUCAUGACCGAAAAAUCUGUGUCUUGGGGAUGUGCACGUUACUACAGCUUGGUCCAGAACGCUUAGGGGUGCUACAAGAAUGCCACAAGGAAAUUCUACCAGCGAUGCUCUUACUUUUCCAGGGUUUGAAAAGAGCCUAUGCAGCAAAAGCUAGUGAAGAGGAUGAUGACGAUGAUGAUGACGAUGACGAUGAUGGAGACCUUGAACAUGAGGUACUGGAGAGUGACGAGGACGAAUUAGAUGAUGUUGGUGACGAGUACUUGGAGAAGCUGGAGGAGAAAGUGAACAGAGCAUCAGCUGCUGCACCUUUCACCGUCAAUGCUUGUAUACAGGAUGACGAUGAUGACGAUGAUGACGAAGAAGGACUGGAUGAAGAGAUGGAUGAGACAGCAUUGGAGUCAUUCACAACUCCUUUGGACAAGGAUGAGUGUGAAGUAGAUGAAUACUGGGUGUUCAAGGAAGUCAUGCAGAAUUUACAGACCAGUGCUCCAGUGUGGUACCAAGCACUAACAGGAGGUCUAAGCGGAGAUCAACUUAAAACUAUGCAGGAGGUGGCUACCUUGGCAGACCAAAGGCAUGCUGCUGCUCAGAGCAAAAAGAUUCAGCAGAGUGGAGGUUACAACUUCCAACAGACAGCAGUUCCUGCGAGCUUCAACUUUGGUGGAUCUUUUGGUUCUUAAUCCAAGUGCACAGAGUAGCUUGUGACUGUUUAUAUAUGUUUAUCCUUUAUUUUAUUUUAUUAUUUUUCCUUCUUUAUUUUCUCCAAGAGCCUUAGACAUAUGUUGUAGGCAUGAUUGAAGAGUCAGCUAAUGUUUGGGCAGUACGUCAUGGUAUAUCCCUCUAUUCAGUGGUGUUUCUCCACACCUCAUCAACUGGAGGCCUCUGAGCAGGUGUUCAUGAAUAGUCUAAAACUUACUGUUAGUCUUACAAAACUUAUCUAAGUGUGCACAUAUUUUCUUGAUACUGACAGUAGCCUCUCAUGAAUCCUUUCCUCAUUCCCCAUCAAAUAGCUCUUUAAAGAAUUGGUACCAUAAACCACCUAAAUGUUUGCUUCUCUUUUUUCAUUUUAGUAUUAUUGUCUAUUAUAACUACAAUUUUAUUCUUUAAUCACCUGCAGGAAUGUGGUCUGGGUACACUGCCUCGGUUGUCUAAGGUUUAUGAAUACAAUGUUAUUUAUUCUUCACGAUGUACACACGGGAUCAUUUAAGUUGUUUUUGAGGAAUAACUUUAAUUUGUUGUUUUCAUUUGUCUAUGCAACAACCCAGAGCAUCCUCUGGUAUUUUUGGCCCCUUUGGCUUUGUUGUCCAUAUCUGCUGUCCCCCAACUGGAGCACAGGAAUGAUCUAUGUACAAAAGAGCAGCCCCGCCUCUGGAGCAGACCACCUUCUGUUGUUGGUGUUCGGCUGGCUGAGUCACACCACCCAACUCGGCCUUGGGCUAUUGGUGUUUGGCUGGUAUUGCUCAGCUUUGAAGAUAGAGACCUCUGAAAAAUACAGUUUGUUCUGUAGGUCGGUGUGAGAUGAGGUGGUCCGGGCUGCU